This is a messenger RNA of Doryrhamphus excisus (bluestripe pipefish), 6089 nucleotides long. RefSeq names its product La ribonucleoprotein 1, translational regulator (gene larp1). Gene Ontology annotation, molecular function: RNA cap binding. Gene Ontology annotation, cellular component: cytoplasmic stress granule; cytosol. The record is from RefSeq and is a predicted model, not a curated record. Lineage: Eukaryota; Metazoa; Chordata; Actinopteri; Syngnathiformes; Syngnathidae. Gene Ontology annotation, biological process: mRNA stabilization; positive regulation of translation.
UACGUGCGCGCCCCUCGUAUCGCGUGGUGGCGAGCGACCAUAUUGCUGCUACUGGCUGAGUAAGGGUUGUUGUCCUGUGUAGGCCACUGUGGACGCGGAUCUUUACAUUUUUUUUUAUGUUUUAACCGAGUGUGAACCACUCUGCGUCUUAGACUGAAGACAUUUUGGUCUAAGAGCGACAGAGGAGCGGCGCACUCCCACCGAGCAACUUCACGUUUCCCUAAGAGCCAAUUCCGUCCGGGGAGGGGAGGAGGAGGAUUGGUAAUCCCGAAGUGGGGGGGGGAAGAAAGACGGCGGUUGGAAAUGGCCACUCAGGUGGAGGCUCUCCUGCCGGGCAACCCGCUUAUUAAGGCGGAAGAACGCGGCGAAGUGAUUCGCGGCGAGCCGGAGGAGGACGGUGUGGCGACCGAGCGGGGUGCCGUCGAGCUGGAACGAGGUAGCGCCGGGUGUGAGGAGAACCACGAUUCGGAGGCGGGCGAGGGGGGAUCUGACAGCGAGGCCAAGCCGGGCGAGGAGGGUGUUGAAAGCAGGAAGGAGUUUACCGAGGCCCCCCCGCCCAAGGUGAACCCCUGGACGAGGAAGAUGAACGCGGUGACCCUGGUCAGCGUGAACGGACAAGCACAUCACGAGUCUACUGGUCCCGCCAAGGUGGUGAGAGCAGGCAACCCACCUAAACCCAGACGUGGAGGAAAGGUUGGGGACUUUGGCGACGCCAAUAGCUGGCCCACCCCAGGGGAGAUUGCAACUAAAGACAUGCAGAUCGAGGCAGUGACACGGACCGUGUCCUGCCCCCCGACUAUCAGGCAGGUCAAAGACUCGUGGAGAUCCACUGCUCACAAGAGGAUGUCCACCAGGAAGGAGAUAAAGGAGAAGAGGGAGAGCGACGAGGAGAGCAAGGAGAACCUGAAAACUAAGUCGGACGACUCGGGAGAGGAGAAGAACGGCGACGACGACUCACAGAAGAAUGGGCAGAAGAAGAAAGGAAACAAACAAAAGUGGGUUCCCCUUAUGAUUGAAGUCAAGUCCGAGGGCCCCAGGGAGCGCUCAGCCUCCCGUAACAACAGCAGGCCUAAUGAAAAUCCUCGCCUGGCUCCCAACGCCAGGAACGACCUACGUGACUGGCACAGUCAGAAGUACGAGCGGGAGUGGCGCGACGACCACGACGAGGUGUCUAGUGUAAAGAGCGAGGGAGCGCCAUUUCGCGGAGGCUUCAGGGGUCGUGGACGCGGCAGAGGAAGGGGCCGGGGCCGAGGCCGGGGCAGAGGCCACUACGACUACCACCAAGCUUACAAGGCCUAUGACAUGAAAGACGGACCUUAUGGGCAGAAGUUCGGCAACUCUGUAACUUACUACUACGACAACAUGAGCAGCAGUGACCUGUACUCUGUGGACCAGGACCUACUCAAGGACUACAUCAAGAGGCAGAUUGAGUACUACUUCAGCCUGGACAACCUGGAACGGGACUUCUUCCUGCGGAGGAAGAUGGAUGACGAAGGCUUCCUGCCUAUCGGACUCAUCGCCAGCUUUCACAGAGUGCAGGCCCUCACCACCGAUGUCAACCUCAUUCUGGAAGCUCUGAAGGACAGCAAGGUCGUGGAAAUAAUGGAUAUGAAGAUCCGUCGCAAGGUGGAGCCGGAGAAGUGGCCCCUCCCGGGCCUGACGGUACCCAACCACACCGACUUUUCCCAACUCAUAAACUGCCCGGAGUUUGUCCCCAGGCAGAUCACAGAGGAGUCCAGAGGUUCUUCCAGGGCCUCAACGCCCGUGAAGCCCCCUCCCAAACAUGAAUCUGACACGCCUUCCAACCUUAAGACGAUGCCCAAGGGCCUCUCUGCCAGCCUCCCAGACUUGGACUCAGAGUCCUGGAUUGAGGUCAAGAAGAGGCCCAGACCCUCACCUGCCAGACCCAAGACGCCCUCCAUGCAGCAGCAGAAGGAAAAGGACGACUUGAACCGCUCACCGCUACCUCAUUCUGGCACCUCCCCUUCUCCCGCCACCCCUGGAAAUAAGGACGGCGGUGAGCAGGAUGAGCCUGAGGAGCUUGACUUCAUGUUCGAUGAGGAGAUGGAGCAGAUGGACGGACGGCGCAACACCUUCACCGACUGGUCCGACGAGGACACGGAUGGCGAGAUCGACGACCACGACGUUAACAAGAUCUUGAUCGUGACGCAGACGCCUCCCUACCUAAGGAAGCACCCGGGUGGUGACCGCACGGGGCACCACACGUCACGCGCCAAGCUCACCAGCGAAUUGGCCAAGGUGAUCAACGACGGCCUCUUCUACUACGAGCAGGACCUGUGGGACGACACGUACGAGCCAGAGUACGCCACCAUCAAGCAAGAGGUGGAGAACUUCAAGAAGGUUCAUCUGAUCAGCCGCGAAGAGUUUGACUGCCUGACCCCUGAGCCCCCUGUCGACCCAAACCAGGAAGUGCCCCCCGGCCCCCCACAACCCCAGCAGAUUCCUACAGACGCUUUGGCAAACAAACUCUUUGGCGCCCCAGAGCCUUCGUCGAUAGCGCGAUCGCUCCCGACAACUGUACCUGACUCACCCAACUACCGCAAUGCCCGCACGCCCCGCACCCCGCGCACACCUCACCGGAAGGACCCCACCAUGACACCUCGCUUUUACCCAGUGGUCAAGGAGAGCCGGCCCGUCGACGCCAAGACGCCGAGGAAAAGGAAGACCAGGCACAGCUCCAACCCACCCAUGGAGUGUCACGUCGGGUGGGUGAUGGAUUCCAGAGAGCAUCGUUCCCGCACUGCCUCAGUCAGUUCCAACGCCAGCCCCUCAGAGGGCACACCUGCCUUGAGUAACGUGGGCUGCACUCCGCAGUCCCUCCCCAAGUUCCAGCAUCCAUCCCACGAGCUACUGAAGGAGAAUGGCUUCACGCAACACGUCUACCACAAGUACCGCCGACGCUGCCUAAACGAGCGAAAGCGGCUUGGAAUCGGGCAGUCCCAGGAGAUGAACACCCUGUUCCGCUUUUGGUCGUUCUUCCUACGUGAUCACUUCAACAGGAAGAUGUAUGAGGAAUUUCGGCAGCUUGUGGUAGAGGACGGGAAAGAAGGAUACAGGUAUGGGUUGGAGUGCCUGUUCAGGUACUACAGCUACGGUUUGGAGAAGAAAUUCAGGCCUGAGAUAUUCAAGGACUUCCAGGAGGAGACCAUGAAGGACUACGAGGCUGGUCAGCUGUAUGGACUGGAGAAGUUCUGGGCCUUCCUCAAAUAUUCCAAAACCAAGACCUUAGAGAUCGACCCUAGGCUGCAAGAGUAUCUGAGCAAGUUUAAACGCCUGGAGGACUUCAGGAUUGACCCGCCAAUGGAGGAAGGAGGCCGCAGGAGACACCCGUCCAGCGGAGACGGCCGCCGUCGCCACCCCUCCCAUCCCUCGAGCCGCCCCCAGAGCCAGAGCAGUUCCAGCCCCACAGCCACCGGCCCUACCCCCACCGCCGCCAAGGAUGAUGCCAAAACCGACUUCGUACCAGGUGGCAAGACACUAAAGUAGAAGACACCAGCCCACAUGGAUUAACUCAUAUGUUACUGGUUCUCAAGGGAGGGUUCCACCUCGCUUUUUGCUGAAUCACAAAGCCCACCCACCCAAUUCUUUUUUUUGUUCUUAAAAAGCUUGAGGAAUGAGUAAAAUAACCAAGAUGGCGUGCUUGAUGAAUGUGUUAGGUUUUGGAGCUGACUGUCUUAAUGAGGCAAGAUGAAUGACACGUGUCAAACACAUUUUUUUGCAAACCAUCGCCAGUCCACCAGGUGGAAGCUGUUACGGUUAUUUCUUUUCUUUUUUUUUUUAUUCUGUGGCAAGAGUCCCCUUACUCCGAUCUCAAGAUUUUUCUUUUUUGUGGUGUGGCAGCAUCGGAGACCUGGGAAUAGUUUUGCUGGCAUCCGACCGGACCAAAGCGGUUUGAACCGAGUGACUGCAGAUCCCCAUAUUUGAUUUCCUGGACUUUUGAGGAGAAAAAAAGUGAACUCAACAUUAAAAAGAGGAGGAGAAAAGACUUACUUCAAACCCUCAGUGUGGAUACGAUCGAUGAUACGAUCAAUGAGAUUUGCCUUAUUUUAAUGGUUUUAGCUUGGAGGUGGAGGUGGGGGGGGGGGUGAGUGUUUGCCAGUUGCCUUGCGAGCAUUUCCAGCAGAGGCCACAAGGUGGUGCCGUGUCUGCCAAACAGCUUCAACUGUCUUCCAAGUGUCAUUUUGGGUCUGUUACAAGUCCUGUGAGUCCCUCACUUUUUUCCUGUGGCUCUGUCACAUGCAUCCACGUCUUUCCGGAGACUUGUAUGGUGACUGGAUCGUUUUUGGGUGCUUCCUUCACGUCCUGCUCGGCCAUUCUGCAUCCAUCCAUCUGUCUGGACUGGAAUCAUCGAUUUAUAAUCUGGAUUACUUGAAAAACUGGCGCGUCUGGAUGGGGCGGCGUCAUGCCCCGUGCGCUUGAAAUUCCUGUCUGACACGGAUGUCCUCCAUGAUGAAGAGAACUAACAGAUGACUUACUUGCCUUAUAUGUGUACGUGCUCAUCAACGUGUUUAACGCUUCUCUGUUUUCAAUUUGCUGUGUCGUGUUGUUUUUUUUUUAUUGUGACAGAAGUGGGAUUUUUUUUUCCUCCCCCAAAUGUCAGUUCCAUCUGGAUCAUCCAACGUGGAUUUUAAAACAACACGAAAGGGAAUGCUGACAUCAAGGGAGUGGACGGGUGGACGCGAUGACAGAAGAUCUAACUAAUUUUGUUUCAUGUUGAAAUUGGUUCCAUUUCCCCCCCAACCCCAUCUUUUUAUUUUUUAUUAAUGGGCUUUUGUUUGAUUAGCGCCCUUUAGCUGCUUUUGAAGCCGCUUACAAAGAAACACUUGGAUUUUAUUUUUAUGAGUAAAACAAAUUGAGAUUUUUUUUUUUUACGUUUAAGCACCAACAAGCUACUUCCUGUCACAUGUUUUAACACAGCCAGAAGGAGCUGACUGCAUUACCUUUUGGUCAGCCACCCCCAGGGGCCCCCGCCAUUUGUUCAUGUUGCAGCAGCACAGAUGGAUGUCACCAUGUUCUUGUUUCUCUUCAGAGAGAGUUAGAUGUGUUUAAGAGGCUUACAUAUGAUGCAUCAAAGUGUUCAGGUGAGGUUAAAAGGAGAGAGGACGAUACGGAUGAGACUGUAUGGUUGGCUGCAAGUAUAGCAGGUUGACUUCUCCCCACCCUCCUGUCAGUACAUUUCCAGGAGUUCAGCUGGUGUGGAAGUUGUCCACCCUCUGUCACCUAUUGGGGUGUUUCUAGCUCUCGAACUGAAGGAGGGGUGCGACACCCUAAACCUGAGCUGGCCAAAGCCCAAAGAUGCAAAGCAGUGCGAGUCCAGGAUAUGAGGAAAUAUUGUUGCUUAUGUCAGCAGACUGAAAAAAGGACCAGUUGUCCACUCUCUGCCCCUUAUUGGAGUAUUGCAAGCUCUCAACUCUCGAGGAGUAUGCCGCACCCGCAAAAUGAGCUGGUCCCAAGGGGGCGAUGUGGAGCCCGAAGAUGCAAAAUGAGUGUGAUGAGGAAAUAUGGUUGCUUAUGAUGUCUGCAGAAUGAAAAAAGAACCAGUUGUCCACUCCUCUGUCUCCGAUUGGAUUUGGAUUAGCUAGUUGCUAGCUCUCAAACCAACUCUCGGAUGGGGGUUGCUGUACCCUCAGCGUGAGCCGGCAACAAGGGGACGGCGUGGACCUCGACAUGCAAACCAACCAACCAAGCAAGCUUGAGCGCUGCGUGUGAGGAAAUAUGGUUUAUGUCUGCAGACUGAAAAUGGACAAAAAGUAUCAUAAAGCCAUAUGAAUAUACUUGGAAACAAAACACACAACCUGUCUAUGAACUGUUGCAUCACAAUAUCUUAGGCUUGUCAUGAGGAAAAAAAAUGUGAAAAUGACCAAAAAAGGAACAAAAAAAGUAUAUCUAUAAAACGGAAAAAUGUAAAAUACUUGAAUGAGAUCUUGUAUUAUAACAUUUAAUAUUCACUAUCCGCUUUGUAGGCUGAUGUGAUUCGCUUAUUAGUGUUAUUUGUAAUUUGUAGUAAUUAUGCUUUUUCCUUUUAAUAAAAGAAAAAAAAAACAAAACGGACACAAAAAACAAAGGCU